UGCUGGGGCGGGGAAUGUCGGACUCGGAGAGCGCCGCGUGACGCACUUCCUCCCAGGGCUGGCGACCGAAUUGCUUUGUGGCGGGUUCGAGUCCCGCCUUCUGACUCUCACUUCUAGACCCUGAAUUUUGGAUAGGGUGCGUUCGCCCGAGAGCCUCUCAACUAGGGCCGAAGACAUCCCUUGGUCUUCACCAUGGAGGACUACCUGCAGGGUUGUCGAGCCGCUCUGCAGGAGUCUCGGCCUCUGCACGUGGUACUAGGAAAUGAAGCCUGUGACUUGGACUCCAUGGUGUCGGCUCUCACCUUGGCUUUUUAUCUGACAAAGACAACGGAAGCUGAGGAAGUCUUUAUACCAGUUUUAAAUAUAAAACGUUCUGAGCUACCUCUGCGAGGUGACAAUGUCUUCUUCCUUCAGAGGGUUCAUAUUCCAGAGACCCUGUUGAUUUUCCGGGAUGAGAUUGACCUUGAUGCAUUGCACCAGGCUGGCUUGCUCACCCUCAUUCUGGUCGACCAUCAUGUCUUACCCAAAAGUGACGCAGCUUUGGAGGAGGCAGUAGCAGAAGUGAUUGACCAUCGACCCAUUGAUCAGAAACAUUGUCCUCCCUGCCAUGUUUCGGUUGAGCUGGUGGGGUCCUGUGCCACUCUGGUGACCGAGAGGAUCCUGCAGGGGGCACCAGAGAUCCUGGAUAGAGAGACUGCAGCCCUCCUGCAUGGAACCAUCAUUCUGGACUGUGUCAACAUGGACCUUAAAAUUGGAAAGGCAACCCUAAAGGACAAGAAGUAUGUGGAAAAGCUGGAGAGCCUCUUCCCAGAUCUGCCGGACAGAGAUGAGAUCUUUGAUUGCUUACAAAAGGCAAAGUUUGAUGUAUCAGGCUUGACCACUGAGCAAAUGCUGAGAAAGGACCAGAAGGUUGUCUACAGACAAGGCAUCAAGGUGGCCGUUAGUGCAGUAUAUAUGGAUCUGGUGGCCUUCCUGCAGAGGCCUGACCUCCUCACAGACCUUGGCACUUUCUGCCAGGCUCACAGCUGCGAUGCCCUGGUUACGAUGACCAUCUUUUUCAACACUCACAAUGAGCCAGUGCGGCAGUUGGCUGUUUUCUGUCCCCAUGUGGCACUUCGAAUGAUGAUCUGUGGAGCCCUGGAACACUCCCACUCCCCGGUGCUGAAGCUGACUCCUCUCCCAACCACUCACUCUGACCUCCAAGCCUAUCUUCAAGGCAACACCCAAGUCUCUCGAAAGAAACUUCUGCCUCUGCUCCAGGAAGCCCUGUCAGCAUAUUCUGACUCAGGGACGAUUCCAGCAGGGCAGCCUGAGACAGUGGGAGUGUCCACAGAGCAGGGGGACAAGGGAUCGGACAGGGCAGGUAACUCCCUGACUCCCGGACUGAGUCAAGAUGAAGAUGACCCCCCACUGCCUCCUACACCCAUGAACAGCUUGGUGGAUGAGUGCCCUCUGGACCAGGGGCUGCCCAAGCUCUCAGCUGAGGCCGUCUUUGAGAAGUGCAGUCAGAUCUCACUGUCGCAGUCUCCCACUGCUGCCUGGUCAAAGAAAUGACUCUUGGGACGGGACAGGGCACAGGAGAGUUUGCUUGACCCACUUCAAUUGCAUGUUUUGAGACAUUCGGAGAUUUCGGCUAUUGGUGUACAGUACUGUCUUCAUGCAACUGGGGGUGAAGGAAGGGCAAGAAAGCAGCUGCUGGAUUAGUGACUUUUUUUGGGGGGGUAGGGUACCGGGAUCGAACUCACGACUUUGUGCUUGCCAGGCAGAUGCUGUUAUGCCCCUGAGCUAAAUCCCCAGCCCACGAAAGCAGCUGCUGAAAGAAUGGCUUUCUGCCUUUGCCUCCAGUCUCUUACCAAUCAGACAGAUGUUAUUACUUAAUUUUAUUAUUUAAAUCUGUACUGACUUUUCUCUGUUUCGUUUGUCAGGGGGCACAGUGUAAUGCAAUACACCCACAGUCCCAGCAGAGUGGGAAAAAGAAUGUAACCCCAAAAGUGUCCUCAGUAAGGAUCUUGAAUAGAUCAAUAUUCGUCAUGGAACCAGUCAUUGAUAGUGUCUUCUAGUUCAUUUCUUCUUUUACUUAUUAAGUAUUUAUUAAAUACCUAUUUCAAACUGGAUAGAAGGAGGAUACACUUUAGAAACUCUCACUCUAGUUUUCAGCCUUCAGCAGAUUUUCAGGUUUCUAACUCUUCUUCCUGGCAGGGCUUGUUUGGGAACAGACUGAAGGCCAUUAACCAUCCGUCCCAAUCAGCUUUCUGUUUCUUUGGGUUCCUCAGUCCCAGUGUCACAGGAACCCUGAGGGGACCCUGAAGACCCCUAGUUCUUGAGAGUUGAGUUCUCUUCCUAAAAGGAAUGAGAAUCCUGAGUUUGUCCCCUGCCAUAGCAGGUCAGUGACUUUCUUAUCCAUUUCUUUCUGUUUGGUUGUAUUAAAAGGAAGCACAAGUUCUUAUACCAAUGGCCAUAACCUGUGUGUAUUCUGGCAAGACAUUGGUGUGUCUAGGUCUCAUUAUCCUCAUCUGUAGAACAGGGUUUGGAUUAGAUGUUCUCUUGUAUGCUGUGAUCUGCCUAUUGCUGUCUUUUCUCUCUUCAGUUUGUCUGCAUCUUUUGUUUGUUUCCCAGGAAUGCUCAGGGUCGCUGAAUUGUCAGUGUUUUUGUGUGAUUGUACCAAGGGUGUAAGUCUUGUGUAGCAUGUACCACAGUGACCCUGCAGAAAGCACCCCCACUUGUUCUGCAUGUGUAGUCUCCCUUCCUCCUUCAGGCCAGCCCAGCCUGCUCUUCCUGCCCCUUCUUAUUUCCCAACAAUUUCACUGAACAGUGAGGUAUUUGAUGGUUUCAGUAUGACAUCUUCCAGGGUGACGGGGACAAUCUGACUUCACUGUAAGGGGAUAUGCCUGUAGCCAUUUGAAGGUAAAACUAGUGGUGUGAUCACUGAACCAAAGGAAUUUAUGUUUUGUAACUUGGGUACUUUAUUUUGUAUUUUGUUGAAGUAUUAAAUACUUUUUCCUGUU
Cavia porcellus (domestic guinea pig) is the source of this 3005-nucleotide messenger RNA. RefSeq names its product prune exopolyphosphatase 1 (gene Prune1). Lineage: Eukaryota; Metazoa; Chordata; Mammalia; Rodentia; Caviidae. Gene Ontology annotation, cellular component: cytoplasm. The record is from RefSeq and is a predicted model, not a curated record. Gene Ontology annotation, molecular function: exopolyphosphatase activity. The transcript has 8 exons. Bases 193 to 1554 code for a protein of 453 amino acids.